AUGGAGGGGGAGAAGAUAAAGCUGGGCCAGCCCAGCAGCAAGGCCAGGAGGCUGGACCCAUUGCUGGUGUUAGCAAUGCGGCCCUUAUCUUCAAAGGUCUGGGUUGUGUCUUCCACCUACUGGACGCCAGGUGAGCGCUUUAAAGGAAUGGAUAACCUGUGGUCUUCUUUCCCAUGCUACAGUCAUUGCUGGGCAAUGCCGAUUGAAGCUAAACAUACGAAUGGAAGCUUUAUAAUGAAUCCUGGUGUGAUCUGCAGUGGUUCCUUAUUAGCACAUCCUGCCUGCUCUCUUAAACCAUUCUUCCCAACAAGGUGCUUGUGUCUUGACCGUUGCUCCUGUUUUCCUGAUACAACAUGUAAGGCAAUAAAGAAUUUGGAGGAAUCAUUGGACAUGGUUGGCAAUCCAGUUCUUGCAAGAAGGGACGCUGAUGGGUAUUAUUACCUCGGCACAAUAAUAAAGAAGGUAGAGGGUGAGAAAAGAACAUUCCUUGUACAGUUCACCAAGCCCUUUGCAGCAGACAGCGUAACUUGUGUGCAACCGACAGCCAGCAGCGACAUUCUUGAGUAUGUGAAUGGAAUGAAACAUUCCAUAUUGCCAGGCGACAAAGUGAUGGCACCUUGGGAACCAGAGCAGAAGAGAUAUGGCCCUGGCACAGUCAUUCUGGGAAUUGAACACAGGGAUCCCCUGAGAGCCAAAGAAAACGAAGAAAUUACGGUCAGUUUUUGGAAUGGCAAGAAAGUGAGCGUCCCGCUGGGUGUGGCCUUGUGGAUUCCACCGACACAGUGGGAAAGGGUUGUGGAGAUGAUUCAUAUGCCUCUCACCAGCAGGAAGAGCUCUGAAGGCCAGCGUCACCAGGCUAGCUGUCGCAUCUGUUCAUACUCUCCAAGCAGUGAAGAGCAGCAUCCGGCCAAGACCCCAAUGGUAGAUCAUGCGGUAAACACAGAUUCCACCCUUUUUGAUAAGCCCAGACUGAAAGAAAACAGGAGACCAGAUUGGAAAUACUGGAAGAGAAGUCAUCCCAGCUCCUUUUAUAAUAGUCAAGGAAUCAGCAUUUGGAGUACCAGCUGUGGAACGAAGAGAGCUGAAACCAGCACAAUCUCCUGUAAGGAUAGGUCUCCAACUAUUUUAAUGAACCGUAGUGCCAUGUUUGAAACUAUCGAACAGUCUCCACGAAGACUCCUUACUGUGAAACAAGUCCUGAACCACGAAGGUAUAAAACCAUUUUCAGGUGGAGGGUAA
Molecule: messenger RNA, 1239 nt
Organism: Gekko japonicus
Lineage: Eukaryota; Metazoa; Chordata; Lepidosauria; Squamata; Gekkonidae
Product: chromosome unknown open reading frame, human C11orf16
Exons: 8
Coding region: 1-1239 (412 amino acids)
Source: RefSeq, a predicted model, not a curated record